UUAGCGUCAGCCAGUCAUCAAAUAGCAGCAACCUCUGGUCAGCUGCAAUCCGUUGUAGCAUUUGCUGGUCAUCUGCUGUUAUUCAAGAUGGCUGAUUUGGAACGCAUAAGGCUGGUUAUUCUAGGCGGUGCGGGUGUUGGCAAAAGUUCGAUUAUCAAACGUUUUCUCUUCAAAACCUACACAGACAAGUAUCGCGCAACGGUGGAGGAUCUCUUCAAUCGCGAAUAUGAUUUGGGCGGUGUUACCCUAAAGGUUGACAUUUUAGACACCUCCGGCGAUAUGCAAUUCCCCGCCAUGCGACGUCUGUCCAUUGCCACCGCCCACGCAUUCAUGCUGGUCUAUGCGUCAACGUCCGCGUCAAGUUUUCAAUGUGUCAAACAGUGUUUCGAAGAGAUACGCGAGCAGCGCGCAGACUAUCAAGAUAUUCCAAUCGUAAUCGCCGGCAAUAAAUUCGAUUUAGCCAAUACACACAGAGAGGUCAGGCUGGAAGAAGUCACGGACUGGGUCUACUGCGAAUUGCCGCGAUUAAGGGCGAAAGUGCUGGAGUGCUCCGCCAAGGAGGAUCACAACGUGACUGACCUCUUCAAAACGUUGCUGUCUUUGUCGCGAUUUCUACCCGUUGGGAGCAAUAAUGAUGGCACAAGUGGACUGAAGCGACGCUCUUCGGCAUAUGUUAGCGCAUCGUCAAGUAGAAAUAAGAAUCGCAACGCCAGUCCAUCCGUUUCCAGUGAUAAAAAGUCUAGUUUGGUUGACGCCGUUGAUCCGGCCACCAGCAGCAGCGAUGCCAAAUUAAAGCCCCGCUCUAGGUCACUCAUACGCCGUGCAUCGCGCAAAACCAAACAGCAAAUCAACAACGCGUCCGACGACUGUAAUUUGCAAUAAAGUGAAGGAGGUGUGAAAAGUAAAUGAACAUGAAAGGAAUGUAAAAACUGAACCACAAAGCAGGAACUUAAGGUUAUUAACUACAAUUGUGCAUCUGGGUAUAUGUAAGUCGGUAGGCAUAUGUGCGUUUGUGUGUAUUCGCGAAGCAGCCGGGUGGAUUGAACGCAAAGAUGUUAAUCUUAUGUUGAAAAAAUACAAAUUUUGAUAUGAACGCUUAAUUAGAAAUAUAAAAAACACUAUGACAGUAAUGUUAGUUAAUCGAUAAAUAGUUUUGUUUACGCAUACAUAUGCAAUUUUGUGCAUGUUUGUUGCC
Messenger RNA from Anastrepha obliqua, 1195 nucleotides. Its product is annotated as GTP-binding protein Di-Ras2. Bases 88 to 882 code for a protein of 264 amino acids. The record is from RefSeq and is a predicted model, not a curated record. The transcript has 6 exons. Gene Ontology annotation, molecular function: GTP binding; GTPase activity. NCBI's taxonomy places the organism in Eukaryota, Metazoa, Arthropoda, Insecta, Diptera, Tephritidae.